Messenger RNA from Penicillium nucicola, 717 nucleotides. Its product is annotated as nucleotide-binding domain-containing protein. Lineage: Eukaryota; Fungi; Ascomycota; Eurotiomycetes; Eurotiales; Aspergillaceae. The record is from RefSeq and is a predicted model, not a curated record. The coding region runs from base 1 to 717 and encodes 238 amino acids. The transcript has a single exon.
AUGACCACAGACGGCAAGACAAUCACCAUAACCCAUAGUGCCACGAUAGAAACCGAGACCAAGAGUGAAUCCACUACCACCACUGAGCCCACAUCCACCAUCACAGUCGGCCUGGUAGUUGGUACUUACACCGCGUUUGCCGAACCUACGAGCUCAUUGGGUACCUCAACAGUAGACAUUACAAGCCUCAUGUCAAUCGCCACACUUCAGUCAAAGCUCUUCUCGUCUCUUUAUUCCGGUGAGCAAUACUCGCUCACAGCCAGCCUGUACACCACAACCACGUCCACAUCGACAACUUCCACCUCAACUACCUCUAAAUCCACAUCAGCCACUACAUCAGCAUCUGCUACACCGUCAGAGCGGUUCAUUAUCACACUCACCGAAGAUGACAACGAGCUUGGCAACCCUUACACCUGGGAAUACUUUGAUCCAACAUACAGUGAGUCAUACAGUUUUUGCGAGGAUAGUUUAGGCACGCUCGGAGAAGGACCCUCAGAUGGCGAGGGCCUUCCCAAUGGCACUUUCGAUAUCUCGGUAGACAUUCACGGAAUGAGUGACUGUGUUUAUGUGGGUACUACUGAUGCCCCGGGUACAUUCACUUGCCCCGGCCUUUCAUCUACUGUGGACUGCAUUAAGAGUCCACAGACAACGGGUGCGACGUGCUAUGAGAUUUCCGCCCCGGUUGAAUACACUCCCAAGAUCCAAUGCUCUUGGUAG